GGCACCAGAUUAUUUGCCUUUUGCAGAAAAACAAACAUUACAUUACAGCUGGAAGUAUCUUUGCCAUUCUUGUGGAGUCUGUUGCAACCAACCCAGAUAAUAAAUGAAUCCUCUGAGACUAUUAGACUUUAGUUGGGACACAGUGAGUGCAGGUGGUUUGUUCAGUGGUGUGUCUCUCCCCUGGAUGUCUCACCUGACUGUGGCUAACCUGACCCUGGGUCUGUGGCUCCCGGAGCAGUCCGUCCUCCAGCCGGCGUGGGACUACCUCCUGCAGCACCACCAGGCUGAGCUGCGGAGCCCUCUGUUCCCUGUGGUCAUCUCUGUCUCUACCUACCUUCUCCUGGUGACCCUCUACACCCUGCUAGACCUCCUGGCCCCCAGCUGGCCAGCCCUCAACAGCUACAAGCUCCACCCAGACAGACCCGUCACCUGGGACAACAUCUGGACCACCCUGUAUCUCACAGCCUACAACCACCUGGUCUAUAUCUUCCCUGCUGCUGUGGGCCAGUGGCUGUGGAGGCCUCCUAUCCCCCUCCCCCGUGACGCACCUACUCUACUGAGCUUCCUCCUGGGCAUCCUGGGGUGCAUGGUGGUCUUUGACUUCCAGUUCUACCUUUGGCAUCUUCUACACCACAGAGUCCCAUGGCUGUACCGCACCUUCCACGCCAUGCACCACCAGUACCUUCAGCCCUUCAGCCUGGUUACCCAGUACGUGUCCGCCUGGGAGCUGAUCAGCUCGGGCUUCUGGACCACUGUGGACCCCCUCCUGCUGCAGUGCCACUGCCUGACCGCUUGGGGCUUCAUGGUGUUCACCAUCUGUGUGUCCACUGAGGACCACUGUGGCUACGACUUCCCCUGGUCACUGCACCGCCUGGUGCCCUUCGGCCUGUGGGGCGGACCCCCCAAACACGACGCUCACCAUCGGAUGCCCGGGACUAACUUUGCCCCGUUCUUCUCCCACUGGGACUGGCUGGGGGGGACUAACAUGGUGCCCACCCCCUCCAAAGAUAAAUAUGUUGAGGAAGGUCUGAAAGGGAGGAAGGAUAAAGGAGCUUGAGUGUUGCUUUUUUUCUCUCUCCUCCCUCUCCCUUGACCACUUUUUGUGUGUAUUUCAUCCAAUCUCUCUCCCUUCCUUACUCUAUCUCUUCUGUCUUUCUCUCUGUCCACCUCUCUCUCUCUCUCUCUCUCUUCACCUUUUCCAUCUUUCUUUGUGUUCAUGAAAUGUAAUGACUUUACACUAACUGCCCUCUGUAGCUCUCUGUCAGAUCUCUGGUUUUGUAUGAUAUUGAUUUGUUUGCUCUGUGGGUUUUUUCAUUGGUUUCCAUGGCAUUCUCAGGUCAGACUUCCCUGCAUUUGAAAUGUGUGUGUUUUACUAAUACCGCUAAAAGUCCAUGCUGACUGGAGUUUUAUAUUUUUGCUAUUUUUGCUGUUGACAUUUUCCUAUGUUUCUCUGUUUUGAACUCUUUUUGAAUAAUUGCUUUGGGGGUAAAUCCUAUGACUGGAUAACCUGAUAUAGCAUAACUGUAUGUUGGUAGAUAAGAGUGCACAAAUGUUUUAUAGGUAUUUUAAUAACUCAUGUAGUAUUUUAGGAAAAUGUGUGCUUUGUUAAAAAUAACACAGUUGAAGGAUUGCAGCACAGCAAUUCAAGCAGGGUAACACAAGGGAAAUGCGCGUGUGCGCACACGCACACGCACACGCACACACACACACACACACACACACACACACAAACCAGAAAGCUGAAUGGCAGUCUUUUAGAGGUGUCCAGUGGGCCGCCAGAGCGAUGCGUGGGGCCAAUACUAAUUUAUCAUCCUGUCUUUCAGACACUGUCAAUAAUCUCUUUGGCAGAGACCUCUACACUGCCCCUCCCACAACAAAAUACCUUCAUUGUGAUCCAUGAUCUUCAGCCUGGUGCCUAAACACAAACAAAAAUCAAACACAACUAUUUCUCUUUUCAAGCAUGUCAUUGGCCGAGCAUCAAGUAUACUUGGUAUUCCUAGAGAGAACAGCGACGAGACGGCCUACAGGGAGGAGGUGAGGGCCCUCGGAAUGUGGUGUCAGGAAAAUAACCUCACACUCAACAAAACUAAGGAGAUGAUUGUGGACUUCAGGAAACAGCAGAGGGAACACCCCCCUAUCCACAUCGAUGGAACAGUAGUGGAGAGAGUAGCAAGUUUUAAGUUCCUCGGCAUACACAUCACAGGCAAACUGAAUUGGUCCACUCACACAGACAGCAUCGUGAAGAAGGCGCAGCAGCGCCUCUUCAACCUCAGGAGGCUGAAGAAAUUCGGCUUGUCACCAAAAGCACUCACAAACUUCUACAGAUGCACAAUCGAGAGCAUCCUGGCGGGCUGUAUCACCGCCUGGUACGGCAACUGCUCCGCCCUCAACCGUUAGGCUCUCCAGAGGGUAGUGAGGUCUGCACAACGCAUCACCGGGGGCAAACUACCUGCCCUCCAGGACACCUACACCACCCGAUGUUACAGGAAGGCCAUAAAGAUCAUCAAGGACAUCAACCACCCGAGCCACUGCCUGUUCACCCCGCUAUC
This is a messenger RNA of Oncorhynchus masou masou (cherry salmon), 2549 nucleotides long. RefSeq names its product cholesterol 25-hydroxylase-like protein 2. Gene Ontology annotation, molecular function: iron ion binding; steroid hydroxylase activity; C-4 methylsterol oxidase activity. The transcript has a single exon. Lineage: Eukaryota; Metazoa; Chordata; Actinopteri; Salmoniformes; Salmonidae. Bases 104 to 1057 code for a protein of 317 amino acids. The record is from RefSeq and is a predicted model, not a curated record. Gene Ontology annotation, biological process: cholesterol metabolic process; sterol biosynthetic process. Gene Ontology annotation, cellular component: endoplasmic reticulum membrane.